UCCCAGAGCCUGGGAACCGCGCAGCUUCUCGCGUCCCGACUCCAGCGCAGACCCAGACGGGACCUGGACUCAAAGCUUCUCCGGUGCCAGCUCAGGGAGCAGGGCUCUCCGCACUAACUUCUUCCGCGCGGCUCCGUCACUCCGGGCAGUCCCCGGUGCGCACCUGCCAACUCCACCUUCUGCACCUGCCACCCCUGAACCGGCGCGGGCACCCAAGCGAGCCAUGGCCAACGCGGGGCUGCAGCUCUUAGGCUUCAUCCUGGCCUUCCUGGGCUGGAUCGGCUCCAUCAUCAGCACGGCACUGCCCCAGUGGAAGAUUUACUCCUAUGCGGGGGACAACAUUGUGACGGCCCAGGCCAUCUACGAGGGGCUGUGGAUGUCCUGCGUGUCGCAGAGCACCGGGCAGAUUCAGUGCAAAGUCUUCGACUCCUUGCUGAAUCUGAACAGUACAUUGCAAGCCACCCGUGCUUUGAUGGUGAUUGGCAUCCUGCUGGGACUGAUAGCCAUCUUUGUGGCCACAAUUGGCAUGAAGUGUAUGAAGUGCUUGGAAGACGACGAGGUGCAGAAGAUGCGGAUGGCUGUCAUUGGGGGCGUGAUCUUUCUUAUUGCAGGUCUGGCUGUUUUAGUUGCCACAGCAUGGUAUGGCAAUAGAAUUGUUCAAGAAUUUUAUGACCCCAUGACCCCAGUCAAUGCCAGGUAUGAAUUUGGUCAGGCUCUCUUUACUGGCUGGGCUGCUGCCUCUCUCUGCCUUCUGGGAGGUGCCCUACUUUGCUGCUCCUGUCCCCGAAAAACAACAUCUUACCCAACACCGCGGCCUUAUCCAAAACCUGCACCUUCCAGUGGGAAAGACUAUGUGUGACACAGAAGCAAAAGGAGACAGCAGCUGUUGAAACAAAUAGAAAGUGGACAUUGAAAUACUGUCAUUGACAUUAGGACUUUAGACUUUUGACUAUUGUAGUAUGAACUACGGUAUUGCAAAAAAACAACAAAUGCAAAAAAAACUUAUUUUUUUAAAAUGCACACUGCUAAAAAUGGCUUAGUUUUAUUUUACCUCCUUUCCUCAAUGCAGGAGGGAAGGCUUUUCCAUUUUUAUUACUGCUUCCCACUGAGUAAUCAUCUCAAAUGUGGGGAAGGGGAACUCCUUAAAUAUAUAUAGAUAUGUACAUAUACAUGUUUUUCUAUUAAAAGUUAGAUAGCAAAAACUCUUAUUAUGUUGGUACCAGUAUACUUAAAAUAUAUCUAAAAAAAGAAAAAGAUAUUUAAUUCUAUAUUGAUUUAAAAAGCAGUUUAUCUGGUAUAUUUUUCUUUUUCUAUAUGGACACAUAUAUAAUGGGUGAAAUAUUAUUUUCCCUCUUUCAUCAGCUUUUACCAUCUUUGACAAAAGACCUAACCUGCUUUACUAAGUAUGGAUUUUACUUCUUCACAUGUGGCUUUUCAUGUGCUUCUUUUAUAUUAUUUUUAAUUAUGAUCUUAUAGCAUGUGCUUUCAUCAUCCUUCAUGCCUUUUUUUUUUAUGAGGUUGAUCUUAAAUCUUGAAUCUGAUAACACAGUUCAUAAGCCUACAAUAUAAUUCCGAGAGUCAGGAAGAAUCUCUUACAGAACUUUGGGAGCAUAUCUUUCUGCAAGCAAGAUGAUAUGUUCCUGUUGACCUUCCACACGAUUUCUGUACUCUGACCUACAGUGCUCUUGUUUGCUUUGAAAAUAUUUGUCUGAUUCGGUUGCUGUGUGCUGCUUUCCCAAGUGUUGUAACACAAUUUUAUUGAUUGAAUUUUUAAGCUACUUAUUCACAGUUGUGUAUGCCCUCAAACUUUUUCUCCCCCACCCACCUCAACUGUAUUGUUUUCUCCGAUGUACUUAUCGUGUAGUUUACCCCUUUCUAGAGAGAAAAUGGCUCAUCUGUCUGUUUGGUCUGAAUGAAGUACUAGACUUCCUGUAGUGAUAAUCUGAUGACAGAUAUUCUCUCUAACUGUAAGCAAGUCACUUAGUCUUUCUCUUCUUUUCCCACCUGUCAAAUUGAGAUAAUGACACUUAACCAGCUGGUAGAGGUGGUGUGAGUAUUAAUUAGUUGAUAUUAUGCGCAUUCUUUGAACAUGAACCAUGCUUAAGUAGUGUUUUUAUAUACUCAGUUGGCAGUUAAGUCACGGAAUCAAACCUAUGAACACAUUUUUAUAUUGGUUGGCACCUUCCUUUCUUCAUUGGCCCAUCUCCUUUCUAUGAACGGUUGUCUAGCAUGCUUUUGGUUCUCCGCUCCAUUUUAACAAUUGCUCUUAGUUUUCCUGACUGAGAAAUUGCUACUUCACUCGAGCAAGAUGAUGUAAUGGAAAGGUGUUGGCUUUGGUGACUGGAGUCUUGGUGCUGCUAUCAAUUACUGUUUGGGUUUCAGCAAGGCACUUGGCUGCCCUAGAUUCAGUGCCUCAUCUGUAAAAAGGAGAUUGAAAUUCUUGACCUGCCUACCUCACAGGGCUGUUGUGGGGAUCCAGUAAGAUGGGAUACAUGUAAGUGUGGUUUUAAAAGGUUAAAAAAAAAUGUGUACUGUUCUGGGGGAAGAAUUAAGGAUUUAAGUGUAUUGCUUUAGGAUUGCUUUUCAAAUCCCUGAAAGGAGAGAAAUUCUAAGAAAUGGUUUUCUUGCCUUAAUCUCUCAUGUGAUGAGACACUGAAGUGAAAUUUGGCUUACUAAAUGAAAAAGAUUCUAAGGAAGUCUUAGUUUCUUCAGUGGGUGUGGCCUGAUGCUUUUUAAGGCUAAGCUUUUCCCCUUUCAGUAAUGCAGACUUACACUUAAAAUGUAGACGUGUGAGCAUCAGCAAAGCCAAGGUACAGAAGACUUUUUUGAAUUAAAAUAAUUUGCAAGGGUAUGCAAGGUGAGUUUCUGUUAAGUGAUGCUAUCAGAGGUGUUGCUUAGGCUGGCAGGGAGCACUGCUCAAAUAGGUAGUUUGGGAAUGGUAAUUCAUAGUGACACCACAUCAGGGGAGUUAUCCAAAGGACUGCAUCAUAUGAAGGUAUGAACCCCUUAAAGCUUAGUAUGUCUUCCAAACCUGAACCUCUGUGUUCUUAGAAGGUAUAAUUCAAAAGAGUCUUUGCUACAUACAAAGGUUCUAAUCAUGUCUGAGUGUAAAUGCAUGGUGGUUACUGGUUGCUAAACUCUACAGAGAAAUUGAUAGUCCAAAAUGGCCAGCAGAAUUGGUACACCAGAAUUCAUCCAAUUUUGAUAUUUUUGUAUUCUGCUUCUGUGCUUGGAAACAGACAAAUAGAUAUUUUGGAGUUUUUUAAUGGGAAUUUGUAUAAAGCAUUACUCUUUUUCAAUAAAUUGUGUUUUUUAAAUAAAAAAAAAA
Molecule: messenger RNA, 3328 nt
Organism: Neogale vison (American mink)
Lineage: Eukaryota; Metazoa; Chordata; Mammalia; Carnivora; Mustelidae
Gene: CLDN1
Product: claudin 1
Exons: 4
Coding region: 224-859 (211 amino acids)
Biological process (GO): bicellular tight junction assembly; cell adhesion
Cellular component (GO): bicellular tight junction; plasma membrane
Molecular function (GO): structural molecule activity
Source: RefSeq, a predicted model, not a curated record